Messenger RNA from Cercospora beticola, 1714 nucleotides. RefSeq names its product GTP-binding protein RBG1 (gene RBG1). The record is from RefSeq and is a predicted model, not a curated record. Gene Ontology annotation, cellular component: cytoplasm. NCBI's taxonomy places the organism in Eukaryota, Fungi, Ascomycota, Dothideomycetes, Mycosphaerellales, Mycosphaerellaceae. Gene Ontology annotation, biological process: cytoplasmic translation. Gene Ontology annotation, molecular function: GTP binding; GTPase activity.
GUGGGAGUAGAUCGCAUUUGUCCACAUGCGAUGAGCCGACGGUUUGUGCUGCCCACUGCCUCGUACGGAGUGUUGCUCUGGCAGCAAUCAAAAGGUAAGUUGGCGGGCAGACACCGACGUGGGCCCUUGCAAACGGGCUGUCCAUUGUGGUUAAUCUAGCGACGAGCCGGCGCCAGUAGCUGGUUGAGAACGUAUCAGCUUGCACGGGCCUACCCUGAGCCAAUUUGCACCCAGUGUCGUCCCGAGAAUGUAGCAUGUGUUUCGAAGUAAUGGCAGCCAACUGCUUAUCUCCAAACCUUCGUCUGUCCAGUUUUGCUUCGCUCUGUAUAUCUCUGUCUUCCAUAUCUCACGUGACCGAGAUUUCUCGGGACUUUCUUCGAUUGCCCCACUAAUGCGGUCAUAGUCGAUUUUCUGAGCGAACACCUUCUGUACACCACCACCCACCGCGACAACGACUCACGAGUGCCUCGGCGGCCGAAUACGCGAGAUCGCGAUCAGAAAUAGCCCAUCAUGGCGACGACGCUGGACAAAAUCAAGGCCAUCGAAGAUGAGAUGGCCAAGACGCAGAAGAACAAGGCCACAUCUUUCCACUUGGGACAAUUGAAAGCCAAGCUCGCGAAGCUGAAGAAAGAACUGCUCACGCCGAGCAGCAGUGGAGGAGGUGGUGGUGUGGGUUUCGAUGUGGCACGUACAGGAGUGGCAUCGGUUGGGUUCAUAGGCUUUCCAUCUGUGGGAAAGUCGACGUUGAUGUCCAGACUGACGGGACAACACUCUGAAGCUGCUGCAUAUGAGUUCACAACACUCACAACUGUUCCGGGACAGGUCAUAUACAACGGUGCGAAGAUUCAAAUCCUGGAUUUGCCGGGUAUUAUUCAAGGAGCCAAGGACGGAAAGGGUAGAGGUCGGCAGGUCAUUGCAGUCGCGAAGACUUGUCAUUUGAUCUUCAUUGUCCUCGAUGUCAACAAGCCACUUACGGACAAACGUGUUAUCGAGAGCGAACUGGAGGGAUUUGGCAUUCGCAUCAACAAGCAGCCACCGAAUAUCAAGAUCACGAAGAAAGAGAAGGGUGGAAUAUCAAUCACCACAACACAAACUUUGAACCACAUUACCAACGAGGAAGUCAAAGCUGUGCUCAACGAGUACAGAAUGGCCAACUGCGAUGUUGCAAUCCGUUGCGACGCCACUGUGGACGAUUUGAUUGAUGUGAUCGAGGCGAAGAGCCGAGCAUAUAUUCCAGUCAUCUAUGCAUUGAACAAGAUUGACGCGAUUUCCAUCGAGGAACUCGAUCUGCUGUACAGGAUACCAAACGCUUGUCCAAUUUCUUCGGAACACGGCUGGAACAUUGACGAGCUACUGGAGCAAAUGUGGGAGAAACUGAACCUCCGCAGAGUAUACACGAAACCGAAGGGCAAGCUGCCAGACUACACUGCACCUGUCGUGCUGCGUAGCACAGCAUGCACGGUGGAAGACUUUUGUAACGCCAUCCACAAGACGAUCGUGGACCAGUUCCGGAUAGCAAUUGUUUAUGGCCGCAGUGUGAAGCACCAACCGCAACGAGUGGGCCUCAGCCACGAACUCGCAGACGAGGACAUUAUCACGAUCAUCAAGAAAUAAUUCGACGGUUUUCGCUUUACGCGCAAGGAAGACUGCCAUGUCUGCUCUGCAAGCAGCGGUGUGGCGACGAGCCUCAAGCGAUCCGGCUUGGCAUGUCACG